AUGAAAUUUCUUUCGAGUGUGGCAGUAUUAUUUUUGCUAAAAUUACUUUGCCACGUUUCCUGUGAUUACGAAAAUAAAAGAAUAGUUUAUCACAGCGAUGACGAUGUAAUACAUGUCAUUAAUGCAUGUUCAAGACGGAAGUAGCUUUAUUGAAAAAUAAAACAACCGAUUUGGAAAGUAAAGUGGCAGCUCUGAAAGGCAAUGACGCAGUCUCGCAGAAUAAAAUAACUGCAUUGGAAUCAGAGCUAACAGCUCUAAAGGCUGCCAAGCCAUCAAUUGGGGUGUCUUACGUUAGAUGGGGAAGAAUAACUUGUCCUGGCAAUGGUACAGAAUUUAUCUAUAAAGGCUACAUGGCAGGUGCUGACUAUACUGAAACUGGAGGUGGAGCCAAUCACUUAUGUUUGCCCGAGGAUCCAACAUGGUCAAAGUAUGUGGAUGGAUACAAUAAUGGCGCAGAAAAAUAUGGUACAGAAAUAGAAUUGGUCGAUCACGUUUCAAGCACGAUAUUUGGAAAACAAACAAACAAUCAAGAUAUUCCUUGUGCCGUAUGCCGAUCGAUUCGUUCAUCAUAUGUCAUGGUUCCAGCACGUGCAAACUGCUAUCCAGGUUGGACGCAAGAGUAUGGCGGAUAUAUAGUAGCAGCAUAUCCCUCUCGACAUAAAGCCGAUUACAUAUGUCUCGACGCAUACUGAAGAAUUGGGCAAAAAUCGAUUCUAUUAUCUUUCCUUGUUUAUUGAGAUCAACGCUAUACCUUGUUGUCUCCCUUCGACCGUCUUGCUAAAUAUCGAUCACUAUCGGAUAUUUUUUAGCGAGUGUUGCAGAUCGUUAUGGUUCGGCUAUCUCCGCUUAUCGUAUCACGGGAGGUGUCGAUCAUAAAAAAAAACAAGGAUUAUAGAUUAGAGAUCUCCUGUAAAAACGUAGUGGGAUGGGUGAUUUAUUUUACACCAAU
This is a messenger RNA of Mercenaria mercenaria, 949 nucleotides long. RefSeq lists its product as uncharacterized. NCBI's taxonomy places the organism in Eukaryota, Metazoa, Mollusca, Bivalvia, Venerida, Veneridae. The record is from RefSeq and is a predicted model, not a curated record. Bases 126 to 692 code for a protein of 188 amino acids. The transcript has 2 exons.